Molecule: messenger RNA, 3991 nt
Organism: Balaenoptera acutorostrata (minke whale)
Lineage: Eukaryota; Metazoa; Chordata; Mammalia; Artiodactyla; Balaenopteridae
Gene: CAVIN4
Product: caveolae associated protein 4
Exons: 2
Coding region: 140-1228 (362 amino acids)
Biological process (GO): regulation of gene expression
Cellular component (GO): cytoplasm; caveola
Source: RefSeq, a predicted model, not a curated record
GUUACAAAUACUUGACCAGUCUCCAGGGGUGGGGUUUCCAACCCUUUAAACAACCCUGUUCCCUGUUAUCAAGCUAACUUUUUGCUCUCAGUGCCAGAAUUGAUUGUGCUAAGACAUCUUUCACUGAGAAAUAAAUAAAAUGGAACAUAAUGGGUCUGCUUCAAAUGCUGAUAAAAUCCACCAGAAUCGCCUGUCGAGUGUGACAGAAGAUGAAGACCAAGACGCUGCUUUUACCAUCGUGACUGUGCUGGACAAAGUAGCUGCCAUCGUGGACAGCGUGCAGGCCAGCCAGAAGAGGAUAGAAGAGAGACACAGGGAGAUGGAAAAUGCCAUAAAGUCCGUCCAGAUUGACCUGCUGAAGUUUUCACAGUCACACAGCAACACAAGUUAUGUCAUUAACAAGUUGUUGGAGAAAACACGAAAGAUCAGUGCUCACAUUAAAGAAGUGAGGGCCCGAGUGGAGAAGCAACAAACUCACGUCAAAAAAGUUGAAACCAAGCAAGAGGAAAUAAUGAAGAAGAACAAAUUCCGUGUGGUAAUAUUCCAGGAGGAUAUUCAGUGUCCAACGUCCCUGUCUAUCAUGAAAGACAGAAGCUUGACUGCUGAGGGUCCAGAGGAGGAGGACGAUAUCUUCGAUCCCCCAGUUGAUCUGUCUUCGGACGAAGAAUAUUAUGUUGAAGAGAGCAGAUCUGCCAGGCUUAAAAAGUCAGGCAGGGAGCGCAUUGAUAAUAUCAAAAAGGCCUUUUCCAAAGAAAACAUGCAGAAGACACGGCAGAAUUUUGACAAGAGAGUGAACAGAAUUAGGACUAGAAUAGUGACACCAGAGAGGAGAGAGCGGCUAAGGCAGUCGGGGGAGAGGUUAAGGCAGUCGGGCGAGAGGCUGAAGCAGUCAGGGGAAAGGUUUAAGAAAUCUAUUUCUAAUGCAGCUCCUUCAAAGGAAGCUUUUAAGAUGCGUAGCCUUCGGAAAACUAAAGACCGCGCUGUGGCCGAAGGUCCCGAAGAGGUCAGGGAGAUAGGGGUGGACAUCAUUGCCAGGAGCGAGUCUCUGGGCCCCAUCAGUGAGCUGUACACCGAGGUGCUCAGUGAAACAGACCCCGAGGAGGCCAGAGCCUCGCAUCCUCCCCGAGAAGGCGGGGAAAUCUCGGCUCCCGAGCCUUUAAAAGUUACUUUUAAACCCCAGGUGAAAGUAGAGGAUGACGAAUCUCUUUUGCUAGAUUUAAAGCAGUAAUUAUAAAGAGGAAUUAAGUAUAUUAUAAUUGUCAGUCUCCUUAAUCACACAGUUUUAGUUUAAUUAGUGUAGUCAUUUACAUGUAUAUGCCAUAUAGGAAAACAUAAAUGGUAUGGCUGUCUCAUUUCUGAGGUUUAAAAUUUUAAAGGUAAUACAAUUAUUAAUAUACAUUUCCUUAAUUAAUAUACACUUCCUGGGGAAUUCUUUUUUUUUCCUCCCUUGGGGAAUUUCUUUUUUCCCCUCCCCCAGGACUUAAUGAUUCUAUCAGCUUUCUCUCUUAGGUCACCUCUCAUGGCAGCUGUGGAUUUUUAAGUUCCUUUCUCUUGCCCAUCAGAAAAAUACUUUCCUGGUGAGGCCCAAUUCGGUGUUUGGUAGUCUACAAUAAAUGAAGGCCAAAUUUAUGGCCAUCAUUUAUUUGCAAGUGAACUCUCGAUUUUGGUCUAGAUUAAUAUUGUGGCCAAGCUCAAAGGGGAAUAAGUCACAUGUGGAUUUUAUCUAUAUGUUCAAAUCAAUAGAUUUUUUAGUAAAUUAGCAGUCACACCCCUUUUUGAUGCUUUUGCAUAAAAACAUUGAAGUGCUGGACUUCAGCAUUUAGUUCUGGCAUCACAGCUUUGCUUACAGGGAGCCACUUGGCAAGUCGUCUAAUGGUCUGGUCAGUACAAUGGAGAGGGUUCGCCUGUCCUACCCAUCUCAGAGGACUGUUGUGAAGAUAAGGAAAUGUUAUACAUUCUGGGAGAACAAGAGCUAUUUCCAGAGAAAACAAACCCCACCGGUUCCUCAAAAGCAGAAUCGAAAUAACUCCAUCUUCUGAAAAAGUCCUGAGCUCCAAGCAGUGAGGACCUAGGUCAGACAGACACUAAAGUUGGUCUUCAGAAGCGUUUUCACAGAAUCAGGAAUCAAAAGUCAAUGUUUGGGUGACAUCUUUUUUGUCAAAGACUAAAACCAGACCUUGGGUUUGAGUUGGGUCUUCAAACGUUUCCUGGAAAAUUCUUUUCUGAUUUUCUUCUGAUUCAGAUCUCUGGUAGACCGGAGCAGCAUUGUUUUGAGCAGCAUGAAGCCUGCAACUGUGGCUGUGUCUUCUAGAGGCCUUUCUAAAGUCAGCCCUUGUGCAGUGCUUGGAGAUGACCUCAGAUGCUUAUGAUUUCCAGAGUGAACCCCUCAGGGCCCAUCUGUCCAAAACAGCGUUCUUAGGAGUUCAUCAUAACUGCUUUGGGAGGAAGCCAGAUUCCACUUAUUUGUUAGCUGUAGAUCUAGCCAAUCUAGAAGUAGAUAUUAUUGCUAAAGAAAGAGAAAUGGUCAUACUGGUCCUGCACUUGUGUAUGUUUAAAUCUUCUGGUUUGUAAAAGGGAAGAAAUGAUGGAAUUGUGGAAUUUGAAGAGUUUGGACAGCAGUCAGCUUUCAGUCAGUUUUGGAUGCUCAAGUAGUAAUUAAAAAUUGUAAUGUAUACACACACACACACACACACACACACAAAUCAGCUUUAAAAUAUUUAACUCAGUUACCCAGCUGUUUGGGUUUGAGAGUUUGAUUCAGCAUCAUUUCCUCUUCACUCUGCGUGAAUACAUAAAAUCAUGAAUUGUUAAUCUCAUUAUCUUUUUUAUUGAAAACUAAAGUGUAUACAGCUUUGAACAAUACUUUAAAAGGAAUAAUUUUUAAAAUGUUACAGUUUAGAAAGAGCUUGGAUGCCUAAUCACACAUUUCCUUAAAGCCAUAAUAAAUUUGAAUUUAAAAAAGACAUUAUUACAAAGUUUGAUGUCAGUGUCCUAUUUGUAAAUAUUUUUACUAAUAAUGAAUGCAAACAGUAUGGCAUGUAGUUGAUAUAGUAACCCUACUCAUAAUAGAUAUGUUUCUAGGUUAAGCAGAAUGUAAAGAAGUUAUAUGCUUUUUUUUUUCUGGCCCUACAGAGGAUAAAUAUCAAUUGAGCAAAAUAUCACUGUCAAGGAAUUUUUGUAAAGUCCAUUUGCUUACUGACCCAUUAUAUAAGCAGACUUGAUAUGUUAUGGAACAUUUCCCACAUAGGUAUGUUUGAAUUUUGAUUUAGAAGGCAUUAUAGCCUGGUCAGCUCUUCAUCAUGGUAGGCGCUGAACAAUUUCAUGUUCCCAGAGGUUCAUUAUCACUUACACUGCUUUCUUGGCACUAGGAUUUUCCCCUCUGUGUCACUUCUGUCUCUCAACAUUUCCCCCCGUGUUUAGAGCAUUCCUCAAUUCCACAUUCAUGAUUUUUUCUCCUUUCACCCCAUUCUCUUGACGUAAAGAAUGUCUGUUUAUUAUAGGCUGCAGAAUCAUACAUCUUCAUUUAAUGCAAGGAAUAGUCUAGUCAACAUUCUCUAUUUUUAAAGUUUCAGACAACACAGAUUUUCUGCUCAUUUUACUCUUCUGUGUUUUUGAAAUUAUAUGUUAGAUUUUAAACAGUUUAUUGAAAUAAAACCAUUAGCAGGAUUUGUCCCCUUUUCUUUCCGUGAGGCAGAACAGUGCAACAUCCAUAGACACCCAGGGCAUGGAGCCCGCACUCAGGCUCUACUACAGAAUAGACAGGCGAGAAGAGGGAAGUGCAACUCUGUCUCCUGCACGUGAUGGAUCCAGAGGCUUUCCUCUCAGGGUCUAUGGUGGCCUGGUUCUGGGUCAUAGGUUAGAGAAAAGGGCCCAGUGUGAAAUAGUGAUAAGAGGAGCAUGAAAAUUCAGCUUGUUGAGAACAUAUUUGUGGUGUGUGUAAACUCCCUUGAACAAGUUUUCGUAAAUUAAAAAUUCAAACCAAACUACAGUA